GCGACCAGAUCCUGACUUAAAAUUGAACUAGGAUCACCGGAAGAGGAGGAAAUACUCACUCAAAAAGAAAGCAAAGUCCUGAGCUUCGGUAUGGCACACAGCGAUUCAGACUCUGGAAGCUCUGUUGGUAGCAUCCACGAAGACAUAAGCGAACCCGAUACCACAACAUUCAAGUGCUUGUUCUGCGAUCAGCAAUGUAGUCGCGUGUCGGACAUGACAACGCAUUGCAAGACUGAACACAGCUUCGAUUUGAACGAGACUAUCAAAAAUCUUGGAUCAGACGCGGAUGAGCUCACAAUCAUCAAGCUCGUCAACUACCUACGAGCAGAGGCAGAGAAGAGCACAGACCCCAAGAGUAUCAAGAUAUCGCUGAAAGAUCUCGAAAGUGACAAGUACCUCCAGCCUGUGCUAGAAGAUGACGCUCUGCUAUUUGAGCUAGGGGAUCUGAUGCCAGAUUCGGAUUCCAAGGUUGUGGACUACGACGAGUAUGAGGCAGUCAUGCACAAAGAGAGGCCAGAAGAUCUGUCCAAACUGAAAAUCACCAGCGAUCGGGAUGAGGACUAUUUCGAGUCGUACAAGGGCAAUGGUAUCCACCGGGAGAUGAUCGAGGACCGUGUACGAACAGAAAGCUACCGGGACUUUAUCGAGAAGAAUCCCGAUGUUUUUGCAGGAAAGACCGUUCUUGAUGUUGGGUGUGGGACUGGAAUAUUAUCGUUGUUCUGCGCGAGAGCGGGUGCGAAGAAGGUGUUCGCGGUCGACAACUCCGGCAUUGCACUACGCGCGAAAGAGAUCAUCGCAAAGAACGGGUACUCAGAUCGCAUCGAGGUGAUCCAAGGGAGAGUGGAGGACUUCAACACGCAACGUCUGAUUGGGAAAGAGAAGGUCGACAUCAUCAUUUCGGAGUGGAUGGGCUAUGGUCUGCUGUUCGAAGGCAUGCUUGACUCGGUUCUCCGCGCGCGAGACAUGUAUUUGAAAGACGGAGGCAUCAUGGUUCCCAGCCACUGCAACAUCCGCCUUGCCCCUAUCUCGGAUGCCAACUGGAUAGCUGACAGCACGGGAGAGAAGUUCUGGAAAGACAUCUAUGGGUUCGAUUUCUCGCCCAUGAUACCUGGUGGGCUCCUGAACACACACGAGAUCGGCGUAUUUGACGUCCCUGAGAAAGCGCUCAGUGGCUCUGCAACAUCUCAUCUGCUCGAGAUGAAGACUGUUUCCGUCGAGGAGCUGAGCUUCAAAAUUCCUCUACAGAUGAAGCUCGACCGUGACGUCCAGUCUCUAGAAGCCAUCGCCAUAUGGUUCGACACCAUAUUCAUCCAUUCCGGUAGCACACAGGACGUCAAGACACUAGACAACGUUGACUGGGGGAAGAAUGGUAUUCCUGGGCUUGGAUUCUCAACUGGACCGGCGAACACGCCGACACAUUGGCACCAGGCGGUCCUGCUACUGGAUGAGAAAGUGGCGGAGAAGCAAAAAUUCAAGGCUGGGACAGUGUUGGAGGGUACGUUGACGUACGCGAAGGAGAAGGGCGAUGAUCGGGGGAUCACGGUGACGGUGGAGUGGAAGGGGCAGGGUGAGCAGGGUGAGGUCGUGGGGAACGUGCAGAGGACGAUGGCUUAAGCUUGGUGAUGAGCUAUCAGGGUGGUUAUGCGAAAAGUCUUUUUUGUUCUUGCGGCAGGGUAUGAGCCUCAGGCGCUGGUAUUAGAUGGGAAGUUCGCGAAUUCGAAUUUGAUAGAGUUCAUCAAACGGACAUUUAGAGUUUGGC
Dothidotthia symphoricarpi CBS 119687 is the source of this 1759-nucleotide messenger RNA. RefSeq names its product S-adenosyl-L-methionine-dependent methyltransferase. Gene Ontology annotation, biological process: peptidyl-arginine methylation. Bases 91 to 1614 code for a protein of 507 amino acids. Gene Ontology annotation, molecular function: protein-arginine N-methyltransferase activity. The record is from RefSeq and is a predicted model, not a curated record. The transcript has 2 exons. Gene Ontology annotation, cellular component: nucleus. Lineage: Eukaryota; Fungi; Ascomycota; Dothideomycetes; Pleosporales; Dothidotthiaceae.